Messenger RNA from Synchiropus splendidus (mandarinfish), 5195 nucleotides. RefSeq names its product pleckstrin homology domain containing, family M (with RUN domain) member 1 (gene plekhm1). Lineage: Eukaryota; Metazoa; Chordata; Actinopteri; Syngnathiformes; Callionymidae. The transcript has 11 exons. The coding region runs from base 242 to 3481 and encodes 1079 amino acids. The record is from RefSeq and is a predicted model, not a curated record.
UUCAUCUUGACUCGAGUAGCAACGUUUCGCUGCUAGAGAAAACUGCGGUGCCAUGGUUGUUUAUCGAUACAUGAGGUGUCAUUAGUUGUCCUAAAUAAACUACACCUGUCUUAGUUUGUCUAAGUUUAGAGGAUUUUAUAGCCGCUCGUGAGUGGAUUUCAAGUUUCGCUAAUGUGGCUAGCCAUGGAGUAGCUGCUCAACCGAGUGUGCCAUGUGGGUCUAAGCCUUCCCAGGAGGUGCCAUGCUUGCCACGCAAUCGUCGGACGCUGCACAAGAGGCUCAGGAUGUCAAACAGAUUAAAGAGAAGUUGGUGCAGUCCCUCAAAGCCCUUCAGAAGCGAUAUGUGACUUCUGAUGCAGUGGUCACCAGCGAGGACAGCGAUGCAAACCUCCUCUGCUCUGCCCUGGAGGCUGUUUUCAUACAUGGACUCAAGAGCAAGUAUAUCCGUGUAGCGGCUGGAGGUCGGAGUCGGAAGGGAGGCAGAGGUCCUCUUCCACAGCCUUUCUUCUGGGCCCUGCUGAAGACCGUGACCCACAGAGAUGUGAUCACUGAGCUGGAGAAGCUGAACUUCGUGGGCACUGAUGUAGGUCGCUGCAGAGCCUGGCUGCGUCUGGCCCUUAACCAUGGCCUCCUGGAGUGUUACCUCAUAUCACUCUUCCGGGAGAACUCCAAACUGCGUUCUCAUUACCAACCGAGUGCCUUCCUCUUGAAUUCAGAAGAACGAGAGGUCCUCCUCAGUUACCUCCAAGGACUGGCCUCCCUUACAUUCAAUCUGUCAUACAAAUCUGCCGUUCUCAACGAAUGGACCACCACACCUCUGGCUCUGGCAGGACUCUGUCCAUUAUCCCAGGCAGACAUUGCAGAGCUUCCCGUGAAUGGUACAAGUAAACCCGCCUCUAAACCUACAGCGAGAGAAUCCUGGGAUACUGUGUCCCAGUCCUCGGGGUCUUCAGAUGCACUCGACUUGCUGAGAGGGCCCGUGGAGGUGAAAGCCAACGGUUUCCCUGACCAAAGAAGUGCUCUCAACUCAAGUGCUCUCAAUUCAUCAAAUUUAAGUCUGGACACGACCGGCUCGUCUCAGCUCUCCUCCAGUUUGAGCUCCGAUAGCUUCCUUCAAGGACCAGACCCUCGCAGCCUCUCUGGGGAGCAGUGGCAGUUAUGUGACCCAGACACCAACCCCAUGAGCAGGAAGCAGAAAGAUUCCCCCAGUGAGUGCAGAGAGAGCGGCCACUGCAGUCAGGACUCCAUGCGGGAUGACUCGCUGGUUUCCAGUACUGGGGCUGAUCAGUUCUCAGAAACGGCUAUCUUCAGUGGCUCUGACAGCGAUACUCAAGUUCCCCCCUCUCCAACCAAUGUGCUACCGAACUCCGUCAUCUGUGACAUAGAUCCAGCAACACCACCACCAUCGGAUGAUACAUCUCUACCACGCCAGCAUCAUGCAGACGACACCUCACCUGACACCUUCAUUGGCACAGGCUCAGAGCCGCUUUUGGACUCUGAGACACAGUCCACUGACGAUCCACUGGAGCCUGUCGAAUCCAGAGAGGAGGGUAUCACAAUAACUAUCCUGAAAGAAGAAACGAAAGUAGAGGACCAAGAAGAAAACCCAUUAGAUUCUUCAGAACUUGUUGGUGAUCGUUCACUCAGCAUCCGGAGCACUGACCACAGCUCAGAUUCUCUGACUCAUUCACGUUCUUGGAUCUCUGAAGAUGACAUCUACAAGCCUCAUCUGGAUGUGCCGUCCGAUCAUGAAGAGGUCCCCGCACCACCGCUGGCUGUUGGGCCCAGUGUCUCCCUGUCCACCCCGAGUGUAGUCCACCGCAGACAAAUGGGACUUUCCAAUCCGUUCCGUGGUUUGCUCAAACUAGGCCACCUGGAAAGACGUGGUACGAUGGGGAUGUGGCGGGACGUCUACUGUGAGCUCUCACCGUUUGAAUUCCGGGUCUACCUUAACGCAGAGGAGCGUACAUGUUGUGACAACUGCUACCUGGUGCGCUGUGAAGAUGUGCGACUCUCCUCGUCUGAUGGCCGCUUUGAGCUACUCUUCCCAGGGAAGCGGUUAUCGCUUAGGGCAGCCAAUCUGGGAGAAGCUGAGGACUGGGUCGACAGGAUUGUGGAGGCCAUUGCAAAGUGCCGGCCGAUGUCACAGGCGGAUGAGCAGUGGGAAGUUCUACAUGUUUCACAGGAGAACGAUGUGGAGGAACACAUUGUUUCAUCCUCGUCCUCUGCUGCAUGCAGCCCAGAGAAAAACCCCUCUGACACAAAGAUCUUAGAACGCACACCUCCCCACACUCAAGAAUUUGAGUGGACUCGAACUGUUGAUCCAGAAGCAGAUGCCAUCAAAGAGUCUGUUCUGUAUAUUUCCACUGACAUGGAGGCUCGAACUUGGGUUCGCUUUGUCUUCUCCCUCUCCUUGGAAACCUUAAAGGGUUUUCGUGUACAAGAAGGUAAAAAACUUCUACGACUCACUCACCCAAUUGAGGAAGUCCGUGAUGUGGUUCCUGAUGUGGCUCUGGGAGGACCUGACUUUUUCAAAAUACUGACCGUCCGGGAGACCCUCAGGCUAAAAGCAGAAAACCCAGAGGAGGCUCGAUCGUGGAGGGUUCUGAUCCGUGGAGCUCUGGACUCCUACUUGGAGUGUGGGGCGGAUGAUGUGGGCUCGGAGGAACCAGUCCCAGUAGGCAAUGGGCUAAGUGGGAAUCUCUAUAGACUGGUUCAGCACAGACUCAAAGAGAACGGAGCAUUGCUGGCUCAUCUGUGCACAGUGCCAUCAGAGAAGGGGCUGGACUCACAGAACUUCAAAUGUGCUGGCUGUCCUCAGCAGAUCGGCCCAUCUGUGGGUAGAGCCCGCUUAUGUGAGUUCUCAGGCCGGUACUACUGUGAGUGCUGUCACCAUGGUGACACCAGCAUCAUACCAUCCAGAAUGGUGCACAACUGGGACCUGAAGCAACGAGAGGUGUGUAAAAAGGCCAUGUGGCUGCUGGAUCAGGUCAAGCAUGAGCCGCUGAUAAACAUGGAGCUGCUGAACCCAGAUUUGGUUCAGCAUUCAGAGUCCAUGUCUCACAUUCACACACUGCGGAAGAGGCUGCGACUUUUAGGCGACUACCUGCUCACCUGCCGCAGUGGAGCCUGCAAGACACUCCAGGCCAAGAUGGAGCAGAGAACAUACCUGCUGGAGUCCAGUCAUCUGUACAGUGUCAUGGACUUGAGACAGAUUGUACGGGACCAAUAUGCAACCUACCUGCUCACUCUGCUGCAGUGCGCCUCCAACCACGUCUUCAACUGUGACCUGUGCACUCAGAGAGGUUUCAUCUGCCAAAUCUGCCACGCCAACGACAUCAUUUUCCCUUUCCAGUUUGACAUCACUACCAGGUGCAAAGAUUGUAAAGCUGUUUUUCAUCUUGCGUGCAAAACCAGAGGCCACUCGUGUCCGCGCUGUCUGCGCAUGAAGAAGUACCAGGAGCGGAGUCUGUUGAGUUGAGCAAAUCCUCCAAGACUAAUGAGGAAACACAACAAACACUGAAAUCUUUGAAUGAAGUAACCUUAAGUGCAAUUACGGCUAAUUGUUGCAACACUCCUGCUCGAAAUUUGAGGCUAAUAUAUUGACCUAAUGCUGACAAACGUUGUGUGUAUCAGUACCUCUCUAGGAAUGUUCCUGCUCGCCAUGGACACCAAGGUGUAAUAGAUGAAGAAUGCAGGCCAUAAGUGUUUUUCUAUUACUCCUGGUGUCGUACAUGUAUGUCUAUGUUACGUUUUAUUUAGAAUAGAACCUGAAAUAUUGUGCCUUUACAAUACAUGUUUACUUUUCUGUGUUGCAAAAGGAAGCUAAAAACAAUAUCUAGGGUGUAAAAAGUAUCAGUUUGUAACAUUUGGAAUAAAGCAAGUGCCUUAAAUCCAAACUUGUGAUAGAAGGAUAGGGUAUUCGACUCCACAAUUGUAGCAAAAAGUUUUUUGUGCUUUUUAAUUGGCAAAAUGACAAAUUCAAAUUGUCAUUUAUCGAAUUGUGUAUGUUUCACUUUCCAGUAACCUAUCUUUUGUGCACAAAGAAAAAAGUGCAUCACAUUGAAAAUGGCUUUUAAUUUAACUUCAGCUUAUGCUAUUUGACUUGAUUUUAUACUCCUGAGCCGGUAUUGUUUUUAAAUCAUACUUUUAAUCUAACGUUGCCUGUUUUCCUUUGUUACUCAGAGUCAGGUUUUAAAACUGCUUGUCUAUCAAAUGAUAUGUUUGAAUGAAUUCUAUUAUAAAUUUAAUGGAACAUGAAUCUAAACCUCAGACAACCAAAUAGAUGAGACCUUUUUUGCAGUGGGUGGUUUCAUACCGAGUUAAAAAUGUUUUAUUUUAUUUUAUGUUUUUUUUAUUUUUUUAGACCAGCUAACAAAAUUCUUACACUGGUUACUGCUGCUGACUGUGCUUGCUUGUUUCCAGUAAUGCAAGCUGUACUUUUAACUGGCAGAAUAACUGGACAACGUAGCUUUGGUGGAUUUUCGAUUGGUGGAUUCCUUCCGUGUACACGAUCACAUUCUGGAAGUGUGUUUGACUCUUCAAAUAUUAUUUCUCAAGACAAAUGGUUAACAUCAUACUUGAUACCUUGUGUAAAUAUAUUCUUUUGGAAGGUGGGUGGUAACAGGUUGAAUUUAAUUUAGAUUCUAAUUUUUGCACAUUUGCACUUGACUGUUAAAGUGAUAUUCCAGCUGUUGCAACAUUCUCAGGGGCGACUGGACCUGAAGAUCUCCGUAAACUGCUCAAAGCAGCUCAGCGACAGGGUCUAAAUAGUUUGAGGACAUCAGCAAUUGUAAAGAGGAUCCACACCAGUUUUCUUUUUGAGAUUUGAGCCGCCACUUCUGACAUGAUGAAGCAACACAGCAGAGUAUUAAUUUCUAUCUUAUGUUGAGAAGCACCCUGUUUGUGUAAUGUUUUUUGGGAUGUUUAUUUUGUUGGGUUUAUUAAGGAUAGUGGUUUAAAGCGUGAAGAGUUUCUAAUCAGUCUGUCGGGAAAUUGAAACACAUUAUUUAUAGGUUCUUGAUUAGAGAAGUACAUAUCAGAGAUUAUUGUUGGCAUAUAUUUUUGAUUCACACCAAAGAUAGUGAUCAAUUGUGUAGAAAGUUUGGCAUCGACUUGACCUUUGAAUCUGUGGAGUCUCAUGACAGCGGAAAACAAAGGUUGAUAUACUGAAUAAAGACGGAAUGAUCACACAA